CCGGUCGUCGUGGCAACGGGACGCGGUGCCGGGCGGUCGUGAGGGCCGCAGCCGCCGCCGCCGCCGUCGUCGUCGUCAGUCAUGUCGGAGAUCUUGUGCGAGUGGCUGAACGAGGAGGUGAAGCUCUCCCGGAGCGUGGUUCCAGGAUCAUUUUCAGAAGAAUUUUCUACUGGCUACCUCCUAGGAGAACUUCUACACAAAUACGGUCUUCAGGAUGACUUUAAUCAAUUUUCACAGAGCAGGGUUGCAAAUGCAAAACUUAACAAUUUUUCUCGCCUGGAGCCCACGCUUCACCUCCUUGGUGUACAGUUUAAUGAGAACGUGGCCCAAGACAUCAUGACAGGACAGCAUGGGGCUGCAACAAAGCUUUUAUAUGAAUUGUAUAUUGCUUUAGAAAAAAAGAGAAAGGAAAAGCUCACUGGAGUAGCCAUGGAAGCAAUGAGACCUGCAGCAACUGCAAAGCUUAAGUCUAUUGAAAGUGUUUUGUAUCGAGAGCGUUUGAAAACUUUAACGCCACGUCAGGCUGAUUUACAACUACAGCAGAUUUCAGACCAUUUUGAAAUAAAAUCUAAGGCAGUAGAAGAUAAAAUAGCUCGUAUACAUAUUGCAGAGCAACAGAAAGUUCAGAAGCUCCAAGAGGAACAAAAAGCCCAAGACAUUGAAAAGCAUCGCAUAGGAAGAAGGAGACAAAAUGAAAUAAUGGCCAGGAUUCAAGCAGCCAUUAUACAAAUUCCAAAGCCACCGCCAAGCCACACCAUGAAAGCUAUUGAAGCCAAACAACUCUUAAAGAAGAAAAGAGAAGCAGAGGACACAUACAAGAAUAUUAAAAAAUUUGAGAAGUCUUUGGCAGGAAAUGCUUCUGCAGUACACAGCCAAGUCACUGGCAGCAAUAUAAAAGAAUCAUUGCAAACACAGAAGUUGCAAGAAACAACUCGAGAAAUUACAACACAGACAGCAACUGAGCUGUUAGGUAUUUAUUCAGAUGAUGAUUAUAUAAGAAAAAUUCAAAAACGUUUAGAGGAAGAUACGUUUGCUAGAGAACAACGAGAAAAGAGACGACGAAAAAUGCUAAUGGCACAGUUAAUAGCACAUGAAGCUGAAGAGGAGGCUUACCGGGAGGAGCAACUUAUUUAUAGACUAAUGAGACAGUCUCAGCAGGAACGGAGGAUUGCUGUUCAACUCAUGCAUGUUCGACAUGAAAAAGAGGUGUUAAGGCAAAACAGAAUUUUCAGGGAAAAACAAUAUGAAGAAAGACGACUGAAAGAGUUCCAGGAAGCUCUUGAUAGAGAAGCGGCUCUUGCAAAACAAGAAAAAAUUGAUUAUGAAGAACAAAUUAUCAAAGAAAGAGAAUGUCAUGAGAAAAUUGCCAUUGAAAGAGCUCAGGCACGUUAUAAAAAGCAUUAUUCUGUAUGUUGGGAAGUGAUGAACCAAAUCAUUGAUUUGUCAACAAAAGUAGGAGAAUAUCGUCUACUGACAAACAACAGAAUUCCAUUAAAAUUGAUGCUUGAUUGGAAGGAAUUUUUUUUUAAUGGAAAACCAAUGUAUGAACAAGCCUCAAUUCAACCUUUGCCAAAUGAACCAAACCCAGAACAACUUGUAGAGCUGAAUAAACUGAAUCUGUUAGAUGAAAAAGAUUAUGGUGAAUACAAGAGUAUGACAGGGGAAUGGUGCCCAACUGAAGAGAACAGUGAAAACAAACCUCCUCUUAAUAAUAACAUACUGGGUCAUGUGCUUCGUAGACUGAUGGAGAUUUUCUAUCCUCCAAAACCCAAAUCUUCACCACCUUUAUUUCCUCCAUUUCCUAUCAAGGGAUGUAUUUUGGGAAAACUUUUUAGUGGAAAAACUACCUGUGCAAAGUUUAUUGAAAAAGUUUGCAAUAUUCAGGUACUAUCUGUUGAUACUCUGGUUCAGGAGGCCAUCCAAGCUUUUCUUAAAAAUGAAAUGAAAAGUGAGCACAAUGUGAUUCCACAAGAAGCAGAGAGUUCCAGGGAAAAAAAUGAGGUCCAGAAGAACUUAUCAAAAUCACCACCGAAAGUUCUAAAUAAACUCCAAACAGAAACACCUACCAAUGGAGCCAAAGGCAAUUGUCCUGUCAAAAAGGAUCCAUCUGGGCAAGAGUUUCUAUCAGAUAGCAGUCAGGAUGGCCUAUCCAAGCUAUCUGUACGUGCCCAGCUUGGUGCCGCAUCACAGAAAUUGUUGAAGAAAGGAAAAAGUAUUCCUGAUGAAUUACUAAUUGACAUCCUAUUGGAAGCCAUUAACCAAACACCACCAGAGAAGGGGUGGAUUGUGGAUGGGUUUCCAAUGACAAUUAAUCAGGCAAAACUAUUUGAAAAAGCCUAUACAGGGAUUGAUCCAGAAACAAAAGAUGAAAAUUCUGGAAAGCUUUCACUUGUUACAGAUCCCAGAGCCCCUAACAAGCCUCCUGUUACCUCACCUGCAUUUGAUGUUUCUGUAUUAUUGGAUAUUUCAGACACUGCGGUACUGAAACGUCUGGCUAAUUUGAAGUCAAAUAAAUUGAAGUCAUCUCAAACUGAACAGGAGAACAACAAUAAAAAUUCAGACGCUGAAAUCCUAGAAGAGAAGAUAAACUUAGCCAGGGACCAAGUGCUACAUAGAAUUUCAAGCUUUCUAGACACAUGGCCAAAAUUAGAGAAAUGGUUUUCAGUCCAUCAAAGUACUCUAGUUAAAGUCAAUGCAGAGACAGAAGAAAGUCUUGUGUGCGAAACAGUGAAGGAAAUUAUAAUGGAAGAAAUUGCCAAAAACCAGAAUAGAAAAGGGUCUGCUCAAGAAAUAUCACCAGGAAAAAAGCUUUUACCAGUUACACGUCAAGAUCUGCUUCCUCCCAUUCCUGUGUCACCACUGCCAAUUGAUCCAGGAUCAGAUGAAUGGAUUUAUGUAGAUGAACCACUUCCCAAGGAAAUACCUGAUUUUUUAGUACCUUACUGGGAAAUGGUAGAACAUGCAUAUAUGAAUACCAUCAAAACUAUACUUAGAUGUCUAAGGGAUGAACAGCACUCUGUGAUUUAUUACUUAGCAGACAUUAGAAAAAAAUUCCAAGAUUAUUUGAAGCAUCCAGACCUUAAGCAGGAGUUUGUAUCUCAGUGGCAAUCAGAUUAUAAUUCAAUUGCUGACGACCUGCGAGAAGAUGAGGAAACAAAAGCAGAACUACACCAAAGAGUUACUGACUUAAGAGAUCUUCUCUGGGAUAUCUGUGAUAACAGAAGGGAAGAAGCAGAGCAGGAACGUACUGAUAUCAUGAAUGAUGGCUGGCUACCAGAUCGUAGGGGGAUUGCUAUGAACCAUUUCUUUUCACUUAUGCAGGUUGAAGUGGAUCGUUUCCAAGAUACAAAGAGACUUCUUCAUGACUAUUAUAGGGCAAUGGAAGGAAAAAUCCCAACAGAAGACAUUCAAGAUUUUACUAGAAUCCCAUUGUUAGAUAUUUUUUAUGUAGAGCAGAAAGAAGAUCAAAACAAAUCAAGAAGGAUUCCUCUAGUUUCUUGGAAACUGCCUUCACCAGAAAUAAAUAUUACCAAGUCGAAAAGCAAGGGAACUCUACAGAAGAGUGCUAAGGAUGAGAAUUCUGAAAAUGGAGUGGCCACUUUUGGGAAGGAUGAAAAUCUUAUUACUGAUACAUGGCAAACAGCAGUAACAGCAGUAUCAAAUAUGGUAACAGCUGAAAUACAGUCUAAAGAAAUGGAGGAAGAAAAAGAACGUCAGCAGCUAGAACUGAAAGAAGAUCUGAAAUCUUCACAGACACUGUCAGGCAAAGCUGCUGGGAAAGAUGCCAAAGAUACCAAAAAGUUUUCUCCCAAAUCAGCUACUAAAAAGAAAGGACCACCUUCCACUGCAUCUGUGGUUGAAGUCAGUCCAGCUCCUAUGACCCCAGAGGAAUUAAAGAAACGAGAACUGACACUUAAGAUAAAGCAAGAAUAUUUCAGUGCUUUGAAACAUGAAGAGGUAGCCACAAAAUCUCGACUAGAACUUAUAAAAGAAAAAGCUUUAGCAUUUGUUGAAGACCUAACAAUGAAAGCAGAAGAGGCUUAUAAAGAUAUGGAAAAGUGGCUUGGAUCCAGGUUCUUAGCAGAAAUGUCCAGUGUUGAAAAGCUGAUUGAGGUUGCACGACAUCAUAUUGAGAGUUCUAGCAAAAUCCAAUAUGAAAUUACUUUAGAAGAAACAGAUUUCUUCAUCAGCAGUGAUGUAAAAGUGAUUCCUGACCCUGUUCUGUCACCGCAUGUUCCACACAUAGAGACGUCUGGAAGUGGUACUCUAACUAUUUCACAACUUAAUACACUUCAUAAGCAGUUUCUACAGGUGGCACCUAAAGUUUUGUGUUUCCUAGGAAUUUAAAGUAUUAAAGAACUGCCGACUCAUCACAGACAACUUUGUUCUAUCCUGCACACUUGGUUCUCCAUUGAAGCACAUUACUCACCAUUCUAAACACCGAUGGACAAAAAAUACAGCCUAUGCUGGACCUUCCUACCUACUGACCCAGUCUUUCAUUUGAUAAGAAAAUACUUAAAUUACUAUUUUUUUUAUUAAUCCAAGUGCCAUUGCCCAAACUCAAGGUGGCUCUGCAGUAUUUGUUGAUUUCAGUAACUUCUUUGAUCAACUUGUUGACAGUGCUUUAAAGUAUUGCCUCAGGAAUGUGCUGCUUUUUUAUAGGAAGAACUGUGGCAGGUCUUAAAUGGAGCUACUAACACUUUUUUUUCUUUUCUCUUCUACAGUCUCUUUGGAUGUGUCUGUUCUUAUCAACAAAAUUAAACUAACCAUCUAUUAGAUCUCAUCUCCUUUGAUUCCCUUUAGGACUAUAUUCUUCCUAUGACCACGUCUAUUGUCAAUUCAAUUAGCACGCAUCUGGAAUGUCUCAAUUUUCUUCUAAAGGUGCUUCAGAGAAUGCAAUUUUGGUAAUGUUUUGUAUUAUCAAACAGAUCAAAACAGAUUCUAUCCCAGACUUUUGUUCUCCGUCUUAUGACUGAAUUACACAAGGGAAUUUUAAAUUUUAUUCAUUUUUUCACAGUCAUGAUCCUCAUGAACCAUUCCAGUUUGAAUUAUAGAACUGAUUAUUCAUCAGAAAUAAAAUUCCGUCAGGUUUAAAAAACUUGUAUAUCCAAUAUCCAGAAAAUUUUUAAAAUGCUGAUUUAUGAAACUAUAAAAUAGUCUGCUAAAAUGUGAACCAGUAAAACCUAGAGGACAGGCUAUGACCAAAUUGUAUUGCUAUUUUAUUUCAAAUUCUAGAUUUGUCAAUUGAGUUUUAGUGUGUUGCUAGAUUUGGAACAGAUAGGCAGAUUAAAGUGUACAUCUAGCUUGGCUAAAAUUUUACCUUUUUAAUAGAAUAUUUUGUUGAGUGGAACAGUCAGAAUUAUAUGCUGAUCGUGAAUAAUGUCUGUAGAUUAUGCUUUCUCUUCCCAAGUGCUUUUGUAGAAACAAUUCAAGAACUUAAAAUGGUAACCCUCAUGACCUGACUUGGAUGUGAAGAGUGAAGUCCAUAUGUGAGCACAGAAAGUUCAUAAUCUCUAACUUCUCUUUUCUAAGACUAUAUUUCUUUUCAAACUUGAAAAUAAGAAAGGUUUAGUUUGUAGACAGAGGAAGUACCUUUUACUAGACAAAUGAUAUAGAUAGAAAAUGCCUAAACUUUGGGGAUAUAAAGCCCUUAAUCAGAGAUCCAGAAUAGAUAGAAUAUGUCUCCCUACAGAUAAUGGAAAAUUUGGUAAUUCUACUGACAGUUUCACUUACACGUCCUGUUAUGUCUCUUACUAAAUCAUGUAUGUUAUUUCAUUUCAGAAGUCUCUGACUGUUUGCCUAUGGUGUUCAAAAAUCUGUGUAUCCAGUUACUUUUAUGAAAGAUAUUUAAUGUUUGUGUGCAUUUGAAUAUAUAUAUACACAAGUAUUAAGACUUCAAUCAGCAUGAUUGUGCAGCAGAGGCAUAUCUUACUCUGUGUGAUUCUAAAUUUAAAAUCCCAAUUCUUGCUAAUUAGUGAAGAUUGGACAUACAACAUAGCAGAUUCAGUAAUAAUUAGUGAAUAAAUGAAGUAAAUAUUUACAGUGGAAAUCACCUGCAGAGGGUGAUGGGAAUCUCAAUAUCUUGCAGGAAAUUAAUCAUAUUUUUGCGACUCCUGUCUUUUUCAUCUAAGGACAGAAGUAUCCCAUAUUACUAGCUUUUAGACUACGAAAGUUAGAUGAAUAUGAUUCAGCCUCAGGGUUUAUUUCACUCAUUCAUCCCUUAUAGCUUUGCUACAGACUCUGGUGCGUAACUUGCAUAGAUCAUCAUCCAAACUUCUAGUCAGAAAUUGCUAUGGAAACUUUUUUCUCAGUGAAAAUGGAGAAGAACAGGAAUCUUUUGAAAUGUUUUGGUAAAAUCUGAUGAAAAGGGAGUAAAAUGUUAACAUAAUUCUCAUCACUAUUAUAGGUUUACAAUUUCUUCGUAUUUUGUUGCCUGUUUAAAUUUGUAAUCUGAAUCUUUACUACAGAUCCUCGAUUUAGGGAAAUACUUUCAUAUGUAUGAAAAUAUUCUGCUGACUCGUGUAUCAUUAAGAAAUAGUCUCAUUUGUAUAUCUGUGCCUUAUAAAUGAGGCAUGGUGGUUGCUCUUUAUUUCUUAUGUCCCUUUAAAAUGUCAGUCCUGGUUCACAGGGUACACACCUAAUGUACACUUAUCCUGCUGUCAUUCUUAACGCUCCUUUUUUAAUGUUUAUUUUUCUGUGUUCAGUUUCACUCCUGGUCAUACUCUUGAUUUCUUCACUAAUUUUUUGCAUUUGUUUAUUAUGUUUCUGCACUGGUUAUUGAAACAUGUAAAUGCUUGUCAAUGUCACCUUGUGUAUCAGUGAAUGAUGCUGACUUUUUAAAAGAUUUUCGUGAAAAACAAUUCUACAUUGUGUAGCUUUUUCUACAUUAGUUUUCCUUUUGAUUUCAUUGAUGACAAACAUUUAUGUGAAAAAGAGGUUGCUUCAGAAGUAGUAGACUGGCCUUCUUUUGUAUCCUGUGUUCUUUCCAUAGAACCACUGCAACAAGUCCCACCUUUUCCCAUGUUCCCAGUUUCCUCCCACUAGUCCUCCUGUUCCUUUUCAUGUCUGUUAGCCUCAUUUAAAAAAAAAACAACUGUUGUCUUUCUUUCAUGUCAUCUUAUCUAUGUGUUUUGCUUGCACAGCUAUGGCCAGGAUGCACUGGAUGCUGUGUGGUCUGGAACUGAGUUUAGGCUGACUUACGCCUCUUGGCCACAGAGUGGAUAAAAGCUGGUCACCUCCCUGCUUUUUCCUCAGCAGGAGUGUUUUGAGGAUCUUUCUCCUGUACCUCAGAACAGAUCUGAAAGAAAUUUAUAGGACCUUCAUAACUCUACCCUCCUGACAAACUUGUUUCAAAUUGGCCAGUGAGGGAGAACUGGCAGGCAGACAAAUUGAUUUAAAGAUAUAUAGGCAACAUAACUGCAUGACCUUAUUUCCUUAGGUAAGCAUGGUAAGAAUAUACUAGAGGGAGGAUUUGUAAUGAGUAUAAUCAUAGUUUAGAUUGGUUAUAGAGCUAAUGUGAUGAUUCAUGCCUCUUAGCUAUAUAUUUACGGCUCUCACACUCUGUAGGAUAUGCUGUCUUUCUAAAGACAAAUACAACUGAUCACUUAUAAACACAUGAUGUCCCAAACAUAUUUUUCUAAGAGUUUAAACCCUUGUGUUUUGAAAUAAAAAAAUUCAAAACUUGAAAAAUGUUGGUGACUGAAGGUCCAUCUUACAGGGAAUCUUAUCCCUGACAGUGAUUCACAGAUUCUACUCUGAUCCCCAUUUUUCUAAUCAACAGCAAAUUUCUACAGGUGCCCAUACACCUGAAAAAGCAGUAGGCACUACAAAGGUGUUACAACCAUUUUGUACCUUCCACCCUCUGACUUCUGCAGUUUCAAAUCCAUUAAUCCUGUCCCCCACCUCUUUUUCACCUUUUCUUGCAGUUUGUGGCUGCCUAAUGUUAGGGAAUAUUUUUAAUCUUUACUGUAUUGUUAAGAAAGCUUCUCCCCCUCUCUUUUUGGUCCUGGGUAUCGUACUUGGGCACAUAUCAGAAAAAACUUCUGUGGUCUGGUUGUUUUUGUUGUCCAUUUGGACCACAGCUGCUACCUCAGAUUUAAAGUCCUUUAAAAGAAUCACUCAUAAUGGAAAUGUAUUUAAACUGCAUGUUCCUAACAUUUUUUAAUGUUAUGGCCUUUCUGGAUGCUCAGAAUAGAAUGGAACAGACAAACUCUCAUUUUUAUGACAAUGGGAACAAACAAACAGUUCUCACAAAUUGUGUAAUGCAUAUAUGAAAAUUUGGCCCUUCUUGUAAAAUAGAGAAGAGUGGGGUACAGGGACUCUUUUUCUUAAGGCCUUUUAAAGCACCAGAAAAGGCAUUUCUUUCUAUGAUUAUUUUAAUGCAAUUGUUAAUUUUGCCCCUUGAUGUACACAUCACAACAAGGAGGUUGGGGAGUCAGAUUGUUCUUAGGUCAUUUCCUCACUGCUUUACUUCUGCUAUUUCCCAAUGAAUAGAUUUUUAGUUUUAUUGCCUCAGUUCUUUAUGGAAAUUGCCUUCAUUAUUUGACUGCUUUCUUUUCAAAGUCAUGAACUUAUGGCAACAGUGUACUAAAAGAAUCAUUAAAUCACUUGCCAAAAGUAGGAGAUUCAUGAGCUCUAGAGAGAAAAUUUUCAAAAACAUCAGUUUAUGGCAUUCAGUCCUACAAAAUAUAAGAAUUACCAUCUUGAGAACAAUUUGGGAAAAUAAUAUUGAGAACAAUCUCAAUGCUUUAAGAAUGUUUCCAUUUUGAGAACAAAAUGUGAAGCUUAUACAGUUCCUCUUUCUCAAAACAGUAAUAAAAUCAUUCUGCAGAUAAAUAUAUUUUAAGAAGAUAAGAUCAGCUACAUAUGCCAUAGAACAUCUUAUGCAUUCUGUGACAGGUAUUUGAUUAUGUAUUUACAGACUUGCUCCAAGUUAACUUUUCUGUUAAUGUCAGGUGUAGUGGGCAUCGUAAUAGGUUUGUGACUUCAGUAGUAUCUUUGGGAGACAUUUUGCCUGAAAGACUGUUCUGAAUUCCACUCCCUAACUCUGUUUUUCUGUGUUUCAAAAAUGGUAUUGAUGCUUCUGCAUUUUACUGAUUGCAUAUUCUGACAAACUUCUGGUAGUCAAAAGGAAGUUGGAGUCAAAACUGACCAUUUCUUACAAGGGUUCUGGGUAGCCUCCAAGUGACGUGAGAGUAGAUCUCAGUUUUCCUUGUUCUCUUUUAUGGCUGUUUAUUUCAAGUCACAUUCUAGUCUCAAAUUAACAAAAUAAAUAUGGA
This is a messenger RNA of Aquila chrysaetos chrysaetos, 9278 nucleotides long. RefSeq names its product sperm flagellar 2 (gene SPEF2). Gene Ontology annotation, cellular component: manchette; sperm midpiece. Lineage: Eukaryota; Metazoa; Chordata; Aves; Accipitriformes; Accipitridae. The record is from RefSeq and is a predicted model, not a curated record. Gene Ontology annotation, biological process: sperm axoneme assembly. Gene Ontology annotation, molecular function: protein dimerization activity. Bases 82 to 4347 code for a protein of 1421 amino acids. The transcript has 29 exons.